AUGGCCUGCCUGAGUCCUUCACAGCUCCAGAAGUUCCAGGAGGAUGGAUUCCUGGUUCUGGAAGGAUUCCUGUCUGCAGAUGAGUGUCUGAUGAUGCAAGAAAGAAUUGGUGAGAUAGUGGCCAAGAUGGAUGUCCCUCUCCACUGCCGCACAGAAUUUUCCACCCAGGAAGAGGAGCAGCUCAGAGCUCAGGGCAGCACGGACUACUUCUUGAGCAGUGGCGACAAGAUUCGUUUCUUCUUUGAGAAAGGGGUUUUUGACAAGGAAGGCAAUUUCCUGGUCCCUCCAGAGAAGUCCAUCAACAAAAUUGGACAUGCUCUGCAUGCCCAUGACCCAAUCUUCAGGUGUGUCACACACUCCCCCAAGAUACAGCAACCUCACUUUGGCGGUGAAGUCUCGCCUCACCAGGAUGCCUCCUUCCUGUACACGGAGCCACUGGGCCGGGUUCUGGGCAUGUGGAUUGCACUUGAGGAUGCCACGCUGGAGAACGGCUGCCUCUGGUUUAUUCCUGGCUCGCAUACCAGUGGAGUGUCAAGAAGGAUGGUCCGGGCCCCUGCUGGCUCAGUGCCUGGCACUAGCUUCCUUGGGUCAGAGCCAACCUGGGAAGGCAGUCUCUUUGUGCCUACACCUGUGCAGAGAGGGGCCCUCGUUCUAAUCCAUGGAGAAGUGGUGCACAAGAGUGAGCAGAACCUUUCCAACCACUCUCGCCAGGCCUACACUUUCCACCUCAUGGAAGCUUCUGGCACUGUCUGGAGCCCAGAGAACUGGCUCCAGCCAACAGCUGAGCUGCCCUUUCCUUCGCUGUACACCUGA
This is a messenger RNA of Chrysochloris asiatica (Cape golden mole), 813 nucleotides long. It is a transcript of the gene PHYHD1, whose product is annotated as phytanoyl-CoA dioxygenase domain containing 1. The record is from RefSeq and is a predicted model, not a curated record. The transcript is spliced from 10 exons. Lineage: Eukaryota; Metazoa; Chordata; Mammalia; Afrosoricida; Chrysochloridae. Bases 1 to 813 code for a protein of 270 amino acids.